Stylophora pistillata is the source of this 1887-nucleotide messenger RNA. RefSeq names its product neurogenic locus notch homolog protein 2-like. Lineage: Eukaryota; Metazoa; Cnidaria; Anthozoa; Scleractinia; Pocilloporidae. The record is from RefSeq and is a predicted model, not a curated record.
GAAAAGUUCCCACCAGCUUCUACUCAUGUUCAGAAAGGUGAUCUCACAAACAUGGGUUUUCUAUUGCACUUCGGUUUUUUCUUGCUGAUUAAGAAUGUUUUAUCUUGCUUGGAUGAUCAAUGCCGUAUCUUAGCAUUUCCAUCCACUCUCUUCUUCGUGGGAGAACGUCUUGUUAACCACAGCAUAGCAAACAUCAGUGUAAUUGACAGAGACACGUGCGAACAUCGAUGUUACCUGAACCAUAACUGUGUCAGCAUCAACUUUUAUUUUGGACCAAGCGAUGCACAAAACUGUGAACUGAACAACUCAACAAGUAAAGAACAUGAGAAGGACCUGGUGAAGGCAGCGAACUAUGUGUACCAUGGAACAAAAAAUGCUUGUGGUCGUGCUCCCUGCUUUAACAAUGCCAUUUGUCAAUCUGGUUUUACAAGCAAGCGAUAUCGAUGCAUAUGUUCCGUUGGAUUUUCGGGACCCCAUUGUGAACAAGAUAUUGACGAAUGCGCAAAGAAAACUCACGAAUGUAAUGCUAAUGCAGAAUGCCAUAAUACCAUGGGAUCAUUUACCUGUAAAUGCAAGCCUGGUUAUGUGGAAAAAGGUCAACAGUGUGAAGGAAUUUCGGGUUGUGCGCAAAAUCCAUGUCACCAUGGUGGAACCUGCACCAACGAAGGUGAUAAAUACAAAUGCACAUGUCUACAAGGAUUCACUGGUGCUCACUGUGAAACAGGAUACAUAAAGAAUUCAAAUAUAUUGUCGAAAAAUGAAUCUUACUUCGCAUAUCUUCGUGAGUUCCUGGUUCCUGCUGUAGGGAAUGAUUCCUAUUGGCUGCUCUGCUACCGCGCCUCUUCGCAUGGCUGGGCUGGUAGAGUCUUCCAUGCUCGUUGCGAUGGAAAGAAAAAUAUUGUGACAAUCAUACAGAAAGAUCAGUAUGUUUUUGGAGGGUACACUGACAUUCCAUGGGGUUGUCCUCCGGGAGCAAGAACAAAGGACCAGUUAGGUCGCUGUUGUGUAUUUCCUUUCAAAUAUAAAGGACAUACCUACUACUCCUGUAUAUGGUCACACUUUUAUAAAUGGUGGUGCUCAUUAGAUGCUAACUACAAUGAAAAUUGGGCUCGAUGCGAUCACAAUCCCUAUCGAGGUUAUCGCAAGACGGAAAAGGCUUUUAUUUAUUCGAUCAAAAACAAGGAAGGACUGAUGCCGUUUAAGAGUAUGGUGAGGCAUGUUUCCCAAGCAAUUUACAUGCAGAUAAACUAUGGUGCAACAUUUGGUGGUGGCUUCGAUAUUCAUAUUGCUGACUACGCCGGUUAUAAUACUAAUUCGUACGCCAGGCUUGGUCACACCUUCUUGGUUCCAAAUGAAGUAAAGGAAAAGGAUACAGUGUUAGCCGGGAGUCUUAACUUUACUCCCGAUGAAGUAGAGGUGUUUUAUCUUCCUUAAGGCUGGACUUACAAAAGCAAGUCUAUUUCUAUUUUUAGACCAUGUACUUUAAGUACUUAAGGAAUGUUGUACUCCAUGUACCAAGGAAUGUUAAUUUUGUCAUAACAAAUUUAAAGAGAAAUGCCAGGCAGUUACUGGUGAUGAUUUGAAAUCUCCUCCAGCAAAUGGAUGUCUGCUUGUUAUAUACGAGUGCCAUCAUGCUGUAGUUUCAGCAACCAGGAUACCUUUAAGUUUAUAGGCCACUCAGCCCCACUCAUGCGCAGACUUUUGAUUAGGUCUAGCGGUAAUUAGGGAUGUAAUUUAUUUUUGGUAAUAUAAACACAGUUUAUGCAGUACUUCCAAUCAACUUUUUUUUGAUGUAUAAUCAAAACUAAGCAAUUCAACAUCAUUUUAAGAGGAGUAAAGAAUAGCUUAAAGAAAACCUACGGUUAGCUCAAUUGCCGGACUGUGUUG